This is a messenger RNA of Olea europaea var. sylvestris, 1427 nucleotides long. RefSeq names its product protein bem46-like. The coding region runs from base 179 to 1117 and encodes 312 amino acids. The transcript has 8 exons. The record is from RefSeq and is a predicted model, not a curated record. Gene Ontology annotation, molecular function: palmitoyl-(protein) hydrolase activity; serine-type peptidase activity. Gene Ontology annotation, cellular component: membrane. Lineage: Eukaryota; Viridiplantae; Streptophyta; Magnoliopsida; Lamiales; Oleaceae. Gene Ontology annotation, biological process: proteolysis.
UCCCCCCAUAGAGAAGUGUGAAAAGCGAGAAGUUGAACUGGCACAAUUUCACAGCCAUCGUGUUUGCAGUGCCUGCAAUUCCCUUUUGCCACUAUAAAAUUCAAGUCCCUACAUGCUUACAUAUACAUACACGUCUAUAUAGAGAGAGAAAGUGAUUUGGAAGAGGCGACGAAGGGAGAUGGUGUCGUACGUGAGCGUGUUGCUGUAUGGGGUGGGUGGAAUAGUGGUGGCGGGGAUGGCUUUGCUGGUGGCGUUCCAGGAGAAGUUAGUGUAUGUGCCGGUAGUGCCUGGUUUAACCAAGUCCUAUCCUAUGACCCCUGCCCGCCUCCGCCUCCUAUACGAGGAUGUGUGGCUCAGAUCCUCCGAUGGCGUCAGACUCCAUUCCUGGUUCAUCAAGCUAUUCCCCGACUGCCGAGGUCCUACCAUUCUCUUUUUCCAGGAAAAUGCUGGAAACAUCGCCCAUCGUCUUGAAAUGGUUCGCAUAAUGUUACAGAGACUGCAAUGCAAUGUUUUCAUGCUUUCAUACAGAGGUUAUGGAGCUAGUGAGGGAUUCUCUUCACAACUUGGUAUUACAAAGGAUGCUCAGGCUGCACUGGAUCAUUUGUUUCAGAGGACAGAUAUUGACACAUCAAGAAUAAUAGUCUUUGGAAGGUCACUUGGGGGAGCUGUUGGAGCUGUGCUUACCAAAAACAACCCUGACAAGGUGGCUGCAAUAAUAUUGGAGAACACUUUUACUUCUAUCCUGGAUAUGGCUGGCGUUUUGUUACCCUUUCUUAAAUGGUUUAUUGGGAAAAGUAGCUCAAAGGGUCCCCGACUUCUUAAUUUUCUGGUUCGCUCUCCAUGGAACACCAUUGAUGUCAUUGGUGAGAUCAAACAACCAAUUCUUUUCCUCUCUGGACUGCAAGAUGAAAUGGUUCCACCGUCCCACAUGCAGAUGUUAUAUGCUAAAGCAGCUGCACGCAAUCAGCAAUGUUCAUUUGUUGAAUUCCCUAAUGGCAUGCAUAUGGAUACAUGGUUGUCUGGUGGUGAUCGAUAUUGGAGCACAAUUCAAGAGUUCUUGGAAAAAACUGUUCCACAGAAGAAUAGUGACUCUAAGCAAGAUUUUGAGGCAAGGUGAUCUGCUGCGUGUAAUACUUGGGCGUCCCAAGGGUUCAACAAUUUUUCCCUUCUUUUCCAUUUUGCAGCGACGAAAAGCUUUCUGUGAUUGUCCACCGCAGCUGCUGCGUUUCUCAUAUGUAUUCUUGUGGACAUCCACAUUGGUGCACAGUUUUCACUAGACCAUAACGGUAUUGAAGCUUUGGGUGUACCUAAUAUUACAUUACAUGCUUCAACAUCUAAGCCAGACUGAUUGUAAUUGUAUGAAAUAGAAAACAAAAUAAUCUCACAUUUAUAUUUGGUAUUGGAGUCAGCAGCUCUCCCUUCACCUC